CGGAAGUGCUUGGUAACACGCCCAUGUGAAGUUUACAGGUGUAGUUGUCGCCUAGGAAUGUGAUUUCAAGGGGCAGGGCCGGAAAACUCCUCAUGCACAUUUAAUUAAACUGGACGCAGUGUCUCUGAGUUUGUAAAGUGGAAAAAAGCAUGGCAUCCGAAGCCGUUUAUUCGCACCGAGACCCCAUGCUGAAGAAAAGAGAUGACUUUGAGGACAUUUUGGAGGAGAGGAGGAACUGCAGCGACCUGAGAUACGCUCUCAAAUGUUACACACCUGUCGUUUAUAAAGGACUGACUCCAUGUAAAGCCGGUGUGUUGAAGAACAUGGUGCUGCAGUCGGAUCAGCUGCACUAUGUCAUCAACCAGGUUUCCAAAGAGACGGGUAAAGCUCCUGAAGAUGUUCAGGAGGAGGCGUCGGCCAUAUUGGAGGAGAUGGCCCAUCGAAUGCAGCUCAGCACCGUUCGCUUCUUUGCCUUCACACUCUGUAAAGUCUUCAAGACCUUGUUCAGGAGCAUCUGUGUGAACGAGGAGGGAAUCCAGAGGCUCCAGCAGGCCAUUCAGGAGCAUCCGGUGGUUCUGCUGCCCAGUCACCGUAGUUACAUGGACUUCCUGCUCAUGUCCUACAUCCUGUUCACGUAUGACCUGGCGCUCCCCGUCAUCGCCGCCGGCAUGGAUUUCAUGGGCAUGAAGAUUGUUGGGGAGAUGCUGCGCAUGUCUGGAGCUUUCUUCAUCCGCCGCUCGUUCGGUGGAGAUAAACUGUACUGGGCUGUUUUCUCCGAGUACGUCAAGACCAUCCUGAAGAACGGACUUGCACCUGUAGAAUUUUUCCUCGAGGGAACCAGAAGCAGAACGGCCAAAUCUCUGACUCCAAAGUUAGGUUUGCUGAACAUCGUGAUGGACCCGUUCCUUAAAGGGGAGGUGUUCGACAUCAACGUGGUCCCCGUCAGCAUCAGCUACGAGCGGAUCCUGGAGGAGACGCUUUACGCCCGAGAGCUGCUGGGAGUUCCCAAACCUAAGGAGUCGACGUCGGGUCUGUUCAAAGCCAGGAGGGUCCUCAGCGAAGACUACGGCAGCAUCCAUGUGUACUUUGGUCAACCUGUGUCCGUCAGAAGUUUAGCUGAAGGCAGAGUCAACCGCUGCCAGUUCAACCUGACGCCCAGACACAUACCGAAGCGUCCCAGCGACGACGUCCACAGCUUUGUGAACGCCGCCGCCUACCGCCUGGUUCGGGCCCAGGAGGAGAACAUGGUCCUGAAGCCGUGGGUCCUCCUGGCCUCCCUGCUGCUGCAGAACCACCACCAGGACCUGGACCAGGACCGGGCGGCGGGACCGGAGCGGGGGAUGGGCCUGGACGAGCUGACGGAGGAGGCGUUGUGGCUCAGAGAUGUGUGUCGACAGUACGGAGCCUUCCUCCACUGGCCCGAUCACGUACCUCCAUCUGAGGUGGUUUCCUCCAGUCUGGAUCUGCAUCGAGGUCUGGUCAGGAUCUCAGAGGGAAGAGUUCGUCUGGCGGUCGAACAUGCAGCAGGUCCAUCCGGUCCAGGGGUGCAUCCCGGUGCCGGUCCAGAGGAGCAGCUCCUGAACCAGGCGGUGGUCGUGCUCUCCUGCGCCUCCUACAGGAACCAGGCUCUGCACGUCUUCCUCCGCCCGGCGCUGCUGGCCUCGGCCAUGCACAUCGCAACGUCCAGCAAUAAACAGGAAGUGUUUAACAGCUUCAGCUUCCUGAGGAACAUGUUCUCCAAUGAGUUCAUCCUCUGUCCUGGUGCUACGAUGCAGGACUUUGAGGAGGCGUGUUUCCUGCUGGUGAAGACCGGAGUUCUGCAGAUCACCGAGCAGGAGGUUCUGUCCACCCACAGAGGACACAGGACGCUGGCCUUCCUCACACGAAUGAUGGACCCGUUCCUACAAGGAUACCAGGUGAUCUGUAUGUUCCUGUGUGAAGAGGCCAGUGAGGCUCUGACAGAGAAGACGUUCAUUCCCGCUGUCCGGGGCUUCAUGGUCAAACAGCUCCUCUCAGGUCGACUGAGAUACACCGAGGUGUUGUCGUCCGACCUCCAGAAGAACGCUCUGGCUGCUCUGCUCAGACUGGGCGCCGUGUUGAAAACCAAAGGAGCGGAUCAGACCACUUUAAAGGUCAACAGGGUGAUGGUGAAUUCUCUGGAGGACACUCUGGGAGGGAAACUCCCCACUCAGAAAGCAGCCGUCGCUCGCCUGUGAGACCCCCACCCAGGUGGACUGACGGUGGACUCAUGGUACUGAACCGAUCCACCGUGACGACGCUCCAUCCUCUUCCUGUGAGGGAUGAAACUCCAGCUGCCAUGUGGAUUCACCCCAGUACGAUUCUUCUACUGAACCUUUUGUGUUCCUACAUAAAACCUGAGUGAAGCUCUGGGGGUCUUUGGGGGGCCUUUAGAAGACCAGAUCCAGUCAGGACGGGGGCCGUUCUGCAUUAAUACAUUCGCUGUGUGUCCUGUAAUAAUCCUCAUUUCCUGUUUUUUUUUUUUUUUUAUUAACUAUCAUCACUCCUCUUUCUUGGAGCACUUUAACCUUUUCUUCGGUGUGGACCUAUAUCUUACUGGGUUUUUUUUUUUUUUCUUUAUGGGUUUUUUUGUGUAACUGAGUGGAUACGUGCAUAUUUUCAUACUGAUAAAGCUCAUUUGCAUUUGCACUGUCUGAUAGAUGGAGGCGUCCCUGUGUGUAAUUCAAGGACACAUUAUCGUGGCUCUGUUUCUGGUGCUUGGAUUAACUUCCAUCCACUUUCAGGCCUUUUGCCAAAACUCUGAAGUCACACGGACGAGCAGCACAGUCGUCUUUGUUUACACUGUGGGGAUAAAGC
Sphaeramia orbicularis (orbiculate cardinalfish) is the source of this 2835-nucleotide messenger RNA. RefSeq names its product glyceronephosphate O-acyltransferase (gene gnpat). Gene Ontology annotation, molecular function: glycerol-3-phosphate O-acyltransferase activity; glycerone-phosphate O-acyltransferase activity. Gene Ontology annotation, biological process: ether lipid biosynthetic process; phospholipid biosynthetic process; fatty acid metabolic process. Gene Ontology annotation, cellular component: mitochondrial membrane; peroxisomal membrane. Bases 150 to 2216 code for a protein of 688 amino acids. Lineage: Eukaryota; Metazoa; Chordata; Actinopteri; Kurtiformes; Apogonidae. The transcript is spliced from 17 exons. The record is from RefSeq and is a predicted model, not a curated record.